Messenger RNA from Echinostoma caproni, 498 nucleotides. The record is from the annotation of a GenBank genome assembly. Lineage: Eukaryota; Metazoa; Platyhelminthes; Trematoda; Plagiorchiida; Echinostomatidae.
AUGUUUGCCAAGUGGGCUCGCACAGCACAUGCUCCUAAAGCAUUUUGGAUUGGGGCAUUCACAUUCCCUACUGGAUUUCUCACAGCCGUACUACAAACUUCCGCGCGACAAAACAGUAUUUCUGUGGACGGUCUGAGUUGGGAGUUCACAGUGCAAAACACUUCCGACCCAAAUCUGCUGGCAGCUCCAAAAGACGGGGUCUAUGUGUGCAACCUACACUUACAAGGUGCGGGCUGGGAUAAAAAAGCUGCUUGUCUAGUUGAAGCCACUCCAAUGCAGUUAGUCUGUCCUAUGCCAACAAUUCAUUUUAAACCGGUGGAAAAUAAGAAGAAGUCCAUGAAAAAUAUCUAUAUUGCACCGUGCUACUACUAUCCUAAUCGUGCGGGAACAUCUGAUCGACCCUCAUUCAUGAUUGGAGUUGAACUGAAAACGGGAGAAAAACCACCGGAACAUUGGACGAAACGCAGUACCGCUUUGCUUAUGAGCCUAGAUACAUGA